Thalassophryne amazonica is the source of this 951-nucleotide messenger RNA. It is a transcript of the gene mrrf, whose product is annotated as mitochondrial ribosome recycling factor. Lineage: Eukaryota; Metazoa; Chordata; Actinopteri; Batrachoidiformes; Batrachoididae. The record is from RefSeq and is a predicted model, not a curated record. Gene Ontology annotation, biological process: translation. The transcript is spliced from 7 exons. Gene Ontology annotation, cellular component: mitochondrion. The coding region runs from base 136 to 918 and encodes 260 amino acids. Gene Ontology annotation, molecular function: ribosomal large subunit binding.
CCGUAGAUCGUUUCGAACAAUCCCUCCGACGUCCUUCGGCGUCAGCGCGGAAUGAUGACGCCACACGCAAACGCCAAACGUGUUUCUCUCCUUUCUCAUUAGCAGCUAUGCUCCUGUAAAAACCUUAAAUUAUAAAUGUUCACAGGUAUGGCUGUGAGUCGUCUGAGGUUGUUGAAGCCACUUCUGUGUCCGUCCCUGGUGCGACAUGUUCGGCCUCCCCACGUGGUCGCCUCUAGGAUCACUGCGCCACCUCAGUGUGCUGAUUCCACCCUCUUUGCCAUGUGUACCAGGCUGUAUGCCACCAAGAAGGCAAAAGCUAAAGCAAAGAGCCAGCCAGCUAAGCUGAACAUUAAUGCGUCUCUGGUGGAAGACAUCAUCAGUCUAGAUGAAGUGAAGGAGGACAUGACAGCCGUUGUUGAGACGCUCAAAGAGGAUUUCACACGCAACCUAAGCAUCCGAACCUCAGCAGGAGCCCUGGAUCACAUUGUGGUGACGACUCAAGACGGGAAGUUCCCUCUCAACCAGCUGGGUCAGAUCUCCAUGAAAUCACCUCAGCUCAUUAUAGUCAACAUGAGCGGCUUCCCUGAGGCUGCAGCCACUGCCACCCACGCCCUCAGAGAGAGUAGCUUAAACCUAAACCCAGAGCUGGAAGGGACCAACAUCAAGGUGCCCAUUCCCAAAGUGACUCGGGAACACAGAGAGAACUUAGUCAAACUGGCCAAACAGCUUAGCAACAAAGCUAAAGACUCCCUAAGGCGGGUCCGCUCUAAUGCCGUCUCACAAGUCAAAAAGGCCAAGGAAGGACACUCGGAGGACACCAUACACCUCCUAGAAAAGCAGAUUCAGCAGAUGGCGGACAGCGUUGCAGCCGAUGUCGACAAACUGCUGGCAGCUAAGACCAAGGAACUGUUAAACUGACCAUAACCAUUAAAAAGCUAUUAUUUUUGAUGU